This is a messenger RNA of Ilyonectria robusta, 2775 nucleotides long. RefSeq names its product muts domain V-domain-containing protein. The transcript is spliced from 3 exons. Gene Ontology annotation, biological process: mitotic recombination; mismatch repair. Gene Ontology annotation, cellular component: MutSalpha complex; nucleus. The record is from RefSeq and is a predicted model, not a curated record. Gene Ontology annotation, molecular function: ATP-dependent DNA damage sensor activity; ATP binding; mismatched DNA binding. Bases 1 to 2775 code for a protein of 924 amino acids. Lineage: Eukaryota; Fungi; Ascomycota; Sordariomycetes; Hypocreales; Nectriaceae.
AUGGCUUCACGACCAGAACUGAAGCUCGACGACGAGGGCGGCUUCAUUCGCUUCUUCAAGGCGCUCCCAGAUGUCGGCGAGGACACCAUCCGCGUCUUCGAUCGAGGCGACUGGUACACCGCUCACGGCCAAGAUGCGACCUUCAUCGCCAAAACGGUCUACAAGACGACCUCCGUCGUUCGACAGCUCGGCCGAAACGACCACACCGGACUCCCAUCUGUCACCAUGACCAUGACCGUCUUCCGUCAGUUCCUUCGCGAAGCCCUCCUCAAGCUGGGCAAGAGGAUAGAGAUUUGGCAGAGCGCCUCUGGUCGCAUGAAUUGGAAGUGCGUGAAGCAAGCCUCGCCGGGCAACCUCCAGGAUGUCGAGGAAGAGCUUGGAAGCCAGAUCGACGCAGCUCCCAUGAUCCUGGCCGUCAAAAUCUCUGCCAAGGCUUCCGAGGCACGCAACGUCGGUGUCUGCUUUGCUGACGCCAGCGUCCGAGAGCUCGGUGUCAGCGAGUUUCUCGACAACGACCUCUACUCCAACUUCGAGGCCCUUCUCAUCCAGCUCGGCGUUCGCGAGUGUCUGAUCCAGUUCGACAAGGGGGAGAAGGACAAGGAUCCCGAGUUGGCCAAGUUGAAGAAAAUCAUCGAUAAUUGCGGCGUAGCCAUUGCUGAGCGGCCGUCUGGAGACUUUGGCAUCCGUGAUAUCGAGCAAGAUCUUGCUCGUCUGCUCAAGGACGAGCGGGCCACCACGCUGCUCCCCCAAACUGACCUCAAGCUGGCUAUGGGAUCAGCUGCGUCUUUGAUCAAGUACCUCGGUGUUCUCCAGGACCCUUCCAACUUUGGCCAGUACCAGCUCUAUCAGCAUGACCUCGCGCAAUUCAUGAAGUUGGAUGCCGCUGCUCUCAAGGCCCUCAACCUCAUGCCCGGCGUGCGGGAUGGAUCUAAGACGAUGAGCAUCUUUGGUGUGCUCAACCAUUGCAAGACGCCUGUCGGAAGCCGAUUGCUGGCCCAGUGGCUGAAGCAGCCCUUGAUGAGCAAGCUGGAGAUUGAGAAGCGUCAACAACUGGUGGAAGCCUUCUUCGUUGACACUGAACUCCGUCAAACCCUACAGGAGGAGCACCUCCGCUCCAUUCCUGACCUGUACCGUCUUUCCAAGCGGUUCCAACGCGGCAAGGCAAACCUCGAAGACGUCGUUCGAGCAUACCAGGUGGUUAUUCGCCUUCCUGGCUUCAUUGGCACGUUUGAGGGAGUUAUGGAUGAGGCCUACCGUGAUCCCCUUGACGAAGCUUACACCACCAAGCUUCGUGAUCUCUCUGACAACCUCGGCAAGCUCCAGGAUAUGGUAGAGCAGACAGUUGACCUCGACGCGCUCGACCGUCACGAGUACAUCAUCAAGGCCGACUUCGACAAAAGCCUACGCAUCAUCCGCAAGAAACUCGACCAGCUCGACCAGGACAUCCGCUCCGAGUUCGUGGAUGCGGCCGACGACCUUGGCCAGGAGCCCGACAAGAAGAUCUUCCUCGAGACCAACCACAAAGUCCACGGUGUGUGUAUGCGUCUCACCCGACAAGAGGCCGGUUGCAUCCGCAACAAGUCCGGCUACCAGGAGUGCUCAACGCAAAAGAACGGUGUCUACUUUACCACCAAGAAGAUGCAGGCCUAUCGCCGUGAGCAUGACCAACUGUCCCAGAACUACAAUCGAACACAGAGCAGUCUAGUCCAUGAAGUCGUCCAAGUAGCGUCAUCUUACUGCCCUGUUAUCGAGCGACUCGCAGGUGUGCUUGCUCACCUAGACGUCAUCGUGUCCCUUGCCCACACCUCCGUCCAUGCCCCUGAGCCCUACGUCCGGCCCAAGAUUCACCCUCGCGGUGAGGGUCAGACGGUGCUUCGCGAAGCCCGUCACCCUUGCAUGGAGCUGCAGGAUGAUGUCCAGUUCAUCACCAACGAUAUCGAGCUCACGCGCGACAAGUCAUCAUUUCUUAUCAUUACGGGCCCCAACAUGGGCGGUAAGUCAACAUACAUCCGCCAGACUGGCGCUGUUGCACUAUUGGCCCAGAUUGGAUGCUUCGUGCCCUGCGCCGAGGCGGAACUCACCAUCUUCGAUUCCAUCCUCGCUCGAGUUGGUGCCAGCGACUCGCAACUCAAGGGUGUCUCAACUUUCAUGGCUGAGAUGCUUGAAACCGCCAACAUCCUCAAGUCGGCCACGGCAGAAUCGCUCAUUAUUAUUGACGAACUUGGCCGUGGUACCUCGACCUAUGACGGCUUCGGCUUAGCGUGGGCCAUCUCGGAGCACAUCGUCAAGGAGAUCGGCUGCUUCGCCAUGUUUGCGACACACUUCCACGAGCUGACGGCCCUAGCGGAUCAGUACCCGCAAGUACAGAACCUCCAUGUCACGGCGCACAUCAGCGGUACGGGCGAGGACGCCGAGGCCCAGAAGCGUGAGGUGACGCUGCUGUACAAGGUGGCACCCGGUGUGUGCGACCAGAGUUUCGGCAUCCAUGUCGCCGAGCUGGUGCGCUUCCCGGACAAGGUGGUACGUAUGGCGAAGCGCAAGGCCGACGAGCUUGAAGAUUUUACGACCAAGCACGAGGACCUAGCCCUGAGCUACAGCAAGGAGGACGUCGAGCAGGGCAGCGCCAUGCUCAAGGAGGUGCUCGUCGAGUGGAAGGACAAGGUGCGAAAGGGAGAGAUGAGCCAGGAGGAGCAAGUAGCCGCGCUCAAGGAGCUGGUCGGAGCCAAUGCCGAGUUGUUGGCCAAUCCCUUUUUCCAGUCGGUCAAGGCCUUGUAA